AUGAGUGAGUUAAAUCUCCCGAAGCGAAUCAUAUCGGCUGGAGAUGAGCCCUGGGGUCAGCGAGUGAUAACUUACCAAAAAUUUAGCAUCAUUUCAGAUCUCGUAGCGGCGCUUAAUGAAUCGGAAAUCGACUUUAUCCGGGAGUCCCCUCUGGGGAUGCUACUUGAGAUACCUUCCAAACCGGCUUGGUCAGGUACGUUUGGGUUGUUUUUACUCUCGCGACAACUCGAAGUUGAUCGGAAGAACGAGAUUUGGUUCGUUUUUGCGGGACGUCCGAUUAGAUUCUCUCUCCGCGAAUUCAAAAUCAUUACUGGUUUGAACUGCGGGAGGCUGCCUUUGACCGAAGCGAGAAAACGGAAGUCUUCGACAUACCCAAAUUUUGCCAAACUCUUUGAUGGAAAAGACGAUGUUACUAUCGUGAGAGUUAUCGCGAUUCUCAAACGCCGGCGAGAUCUGGAUAAACAAGUCCGCAUAAAAAUGGUGUGUCUUGUCCUCGUUGACGGAAUUCUCCUACCAACUGUUCAUUACCCACGAGUAAAAGUGGUAAAGGAACAUGCAGAAAUGACGGAGGAUCUGGUCUCAUUUGUUGAGUACCCAUGGGGUCGGCUUUCAUUUGACAUGAUGAUAUCUUCCAUUAAAGAGAGGGAACCAUCGAAGCUAGUGAACGCGAAUGUAGCGAUCCAAGGUCUGUUUGCAGCUCUUCAGUUUGUUGUUUUGGAAGCUGUCCCAUCGCUUGCAGAUAGUCUGAACCAGUCUGUCUCCGCCGAAGUGGAUGAUGAAGAUGACUUCCUCCCCCAACAGCGACAGGUCCUCCAAUUAAAGUUAAGUCACGCACGCGACAUCGACGAAGCGGAAAAGGACACUGUCCACUCCGUCAUUCGUCCGGAUCUAGUAUUCGAUGAGGAAGAGGACCUUAGCUGGGCGGACGAUCCUAUCGAUCCGAAGGUUGAUGAGAUGUUGAAACUCAUUGACGAAGGUUUUCAGUUCAAGGGCGAGAUGUUUUUGGGUGGGUGCAAACCAGCUGUAAUUCCACCAAAGUCAAAGUCAAGAAAAGGCAAAUCCGGUAAAGGCGUUGGCGGAAGGAGCGCGAAGAAUAAGGGUAGAGGCGCUGGUCCAAGCACAACUAUCUUUGACGAAACUCGCAUUGGGAAUAUAAUAGAGGCCAAGUUGUCAAGUUACGAAAUCGCCUUGGAGGAAAAAUUUGCAGACAUGCUAUCGAAGAACAACAAGGUUGUCAUUGCUGCGUUGAAAAAACUGAUAACGAAAACCGCUGUUAACCACGAGGAUAUCCCAACGAGGUCGGUUUCCGUCGAUAAUUCCUCUGCAGAUGGUACUGUCUCCGAAAGUAGCCAAACCACCGGCAACGGGGACGAAGACAAUGCGAGCAACCAGUCUGCUGCAGAAGGUGGCGACGCCGAAUUCGGUGUUUCUAUUGGCAAUCAGAACGAACGGCUGUCUACGGAGGAUAUUAUAGCCUACUAUGCGGUCAAUAACGACGAAAAUGGAGGCACGUCCGUCUUACCUGAGCAACCAUCCUCUCCAGUCGUCGAUCACCAAAAAUCGGGGGAUUCAACCUAUGGAGGUGAGCCGACAGAGAGGAGAACUAUAGAGGUAAUAUAG
Molecule: messenger RNA, 1620 nt
Organism: Eutrema salsugineum
Lineage: Eukaryota; Viridiplantae; Streptophyta; Magnoliopsida; Brassicales; Brassicaceae
Exons: 2
Coding region: 1-1620 (539 amino acids)
Source: RefSeq, a predicted model, not a curated record